Molecule: messenger RNA, 2775 nt
Organism: Sorex fumeus (smoky shrew)
Lineage: Eukaryota; Metazoa; Chordata; Mammalia; Eulipotyphla; Soricidae
Gene: KLHL5
Product: kelch like family member 5
Exons: 11
Coding region: 169-2298 (709 amino acids)
Molecular function (GO): protein binding
Source: RefSeq, a predicted model, not a curated record
AUAUAUCUGCAUAAAAGUGAAUGUAGAUGUAUAUGUGAAUGUGAUCUAUUUUCCUUUCGAUCUGUUUAUUGUGUGCAGCACGGCUUACACUUGGUCUUGGUUGGAUGCACCAGUCUGUGUGCAGUGCUUUUUGCCCGUUGCCUAGACGAUCCCUGGGUUUCUCUGAGGAUGUCUGGUUCUCGUAAAGAGUUUGAUGUGAAGCAGAUUUUGAAAAUCAGAUGGAGGUGGUUUGGCCAUCAAGCAUCAUCUCCUAAUUCUGCAGUUGACAGCCAGCAGGGAGAAUUUUGGAAUCGAGGACAGACCGGAGCAAACGGUGGGAGAAAGUUUUUAGACCCAUGUAGCCUCCAAUUGCCUUUGGCUUCAAUUGGUUACCGAAGGUCCAGCCAACUGGAUUUUCAGAAUUCACCUUCUUGGCCAAUGGCAUCCACCUCUGAAGUCCCCGCAUAUGAGUUUACGGCAGAAGAUUGUGGCGGUGCACACUGGCUGGAUAAACCAGAAGUGGAUGAUGGCACUAGUGAAGAAGAAAAUGAAUCUGAUUCCAGUUCAUGCAGGACUUCCAACAGUAAUCAGACCAUAUCAUCCUGCCAUACUAUGGAGCCAUGCUCAUCAGAUGAAUUUUUCCAGGCCCUUAAUCAUGCUGAGCAGACAUUUAAAAAGAUGGAAAACUAUUUGAGACACAAACAAUUAUGUGAUGUGAUUCUGGUUGCUGGGGAUCGCAGGAUUCCAGCUCACAGGCUGGUGCUAUCCUCGGUCUCAGAUUAUUUUGCUGCAAUGUUUACUAAUGAUGUCAGGGAAGCAAGACAAGAAGAAAUUAAAAUGGAAGGUGUAGAACCAAACUCCCUGUGGUCCUUGAUUCAGUAUGCGUAUACAGGCCGCCUUGAGUUAAAAGAAGAUAACAUUGAGUGCCUGUUGUCGACGGCUUGCCUUCUGCAGCUCUCACAGGUGGUGGAAGCAUGCUGUAAGUUUUUAAUGAAACAGCUUCACCCAUCCAACUGUCUUGGAAUCCGUUCGUUUGCUGAUGCCCAAGGUUGUACAGAUUUGCAUAAAGUGGCUCACAAUUACACGAUGGAGCAUUUCAUGGAAGUCAUUCGAAACCAGGAAUUCGUGUUACUCCCAGCCAGUGAAAUUGCCAAGCUCUUGGCCAGCGAUGACAUGAAUAUCCCUAAUGAAGAGACGAUAUUGAAUGCCCUUCUGACUUGGGUUCGUCAUGACUUGGAACAGAGGCGGAAAGAUCUCAGUAAACUUUUGGCUUACAUUAGGCUACCUCUUCUUGCGCCACAGUUUCUGGCCGACAUGGAAAACAAUGCCCUGUUCCGGGAUGACAUCGAGUGUCAGAAGCUCAUCAUGGAGGCCAUGAAGUACCACCUGCUGCCGGAGCGGCGGCCCUUGCUGCAGAGCCCACGCACCAAGCCCCGAAAGUCCACCGUGGGCACACUGUUUGCCGUCGGCGGGAUGGACUCCACCAAAGGAGCGACCAGCAUCGAAAAGUAUGAUCUCCGCACAAAUAUGUGGACCCCAGUGGCGACCAUGAAUGGGAGGAGGCUGCAGUUCGGCGUAGCGGUGCUGGAUGACAAGCUGUAUGUGGUGGGCGGGAGAGACGGUCUGAAGACUCUCAACACUGUCGAGUGCUACAACCCCAAAACCAAAACGUGGAGCGUGAUGCCGCCUAUGUCCACCCACAGGCAUGGCCUCGGUGUGGCUGUGCUGGAAGGCCCCAUGUACGCCGUGGGCGGGCACGACGGCUGGAGUUACCUGAACACGGUGGAGAGAUGGGACCCACAAGCGCGCCAGUGGAAUUUUGUUGCCACUAUGUCAACCCCGAGGAGCACAGUAGGUGUGGCAGUGCUAAGUGGCAAACUUUAUGCAGUUGGUGGCCGUGACGGCAGUUCCUGUUUGAAAUCAGUGGAGUGCUUUGAUCCACACACCAACAAGUGGACCCUGUGUGCACAGAUGUCCAAGCGGCGUGGUGGUGUAGGCGUGACCACGUGGAAUGGGCUCCUCUACGCCAUCGGAGGCCACGACGCACCUGCCUCCAACCUGACCUCACGGCUGUCGGACUGUGUGGAAAGAUAUGAUCCCAAAACCGAUAUGUGGACUGCAGUAGCAUCCAUGAGUGUCAGCAGGGACGCCGUGGGGGUCUGUUUGCUCGGCGAUAAGCUGUAUGCCGUGGGGGGGUAUGAUGGACAGACGUACCUGAAUACGGUGGAGGCCUACGACCCCCAGACAAACGAGUGGACCCAGGUGGCUCCACUCUGCCUGGGCAGAGCCGGUGCUUGUGUUGUGACCGUGAAACCGUAGCUGACCACUGGGCUUCGCUAAAUGAAGAUAGACUCUCCCUUUAUGAAUUGAAUUCUUUCCUUUCUCUGUGGAUGCACUUUCAACAAAUUUAUAAGGCCACGUCCCCGGGCACGAAGUGUCAGCUCUCACCUGGCAGAGAAAGAAGUGGACAGGGCCACGUGAAAUGCUUCCGUUCCCAGGGAGUCCACAUGGUGGGUUUUGAAGAUGCAUUCCCGGCGCCACAAAGCAGCAUCUCCUAAAUACCACCUGUGCUAACUGGGAAUUUCAUUCAUUGAGCACAUUUUACUGACAUUCUCCAGAUCUCUUGUAUUACACUUCAGAUAACACCAGAUAAAACUUUUAUGAAAAAUAGCUUUCUUUUUAACUUUAUCAUACCAGAGUUUAAUUUUAUCCAAAUUCAUUUGUACUAUUAACCAUCACCACUAUUUUAAUAAUACACUAAAGACUGCUUUUUAGGUUUUUGGUUCUUUUGGUUUC